Messenger RNA from Eimeria necatrix, 3379 nucleotides. RefSeq names its product mitochondrial carrier domain-containing protein, putative. The record is from RefSeq and is a predicted model, not a curated record. The annotation marks the transcript as partial. Gene Ontology annotation, cellular component: Set3 complex. NCBI's taxonomy places the organism in Eukaryota, Apicomplexa, Conoidasida, Eucoccidiorida, Eimeriidae. The transcript has 3 exons. Gene Ontology annotation, biological process: regulation of transcription by RNA polymerase II.
GCCCCAGGGGCCCCCGGGGCCCCAGGGGCCCCAGGGGCCCCCGGGGCCCCAGGGGCCCCAGGGGGCCCCAGGGCUCGCAGGGCCCAGGGGGCCCCCGGGGCCCUUGAGGCCCCCAGGGCUCCUAGGGCCCCAGGGGCCCCCAGAAAGCGGUGGAGCUUCUGCUGCAGGAGCUGCAGAGCCUGCAGCAGAAGCUGUGGCUGCUGCUGCAGCAGGAGCUGCGGUUCCUGCUGCUGCGAAGCCUGCAGCAGGAGGUGAAGCUGCUGCUGCAGCACGGGACUUGGGUGGGGCUGCUGCUGCUGAGGAGGGGCCCCCGCCAGGGGCCCCUCCCUUAAGGAAGGGCCCCCGGAAGGGGCUGGGGGCCCCCGCCCCCCCCUUGAGGCCCCCUGAAGAGGCCCCAGCAGCAGCAGCAGCAGCAGCAGCAGCAGCAGCAGCAGCAGAGGGGCCCCUGGGGGCCCCCCGGGUGAAGGCAGAGCGCAAGCGGCGGCUGGCGAGGGCUGGAGAGCGUCCGCAGAAGCGGGGGCCGCUUGCUGCUGCUGGCCGGGGCCCCCGAGCAGCAGCAGCAGCAGCAGCAGCCGCAGCAGCAGCAGCAGCAGCAGCAGCAGAGGAGUCUGGGGGUUCUUCAGCGGCGUGCUCGGAGUCCGAGGGGGAGUGUGGGGCCUUUGCAUGCAAGGAGCAGCUGCUGCUGGCAGCAGCAGCAGCAGCAGCAGCAAUUCCGUCUCGGAGCGCAGCAGAGCUGCUGCGGGCGCCGGUGCUGCCGCUGCGCAUCGAAGGCAUGCACGCAGUGGGGGCGCCGCAGCUGCUGCUGCAGCGCAGCAGCAGCAGCAGCAGCAGCAGCAGCAGCAGCAGCAGCAGCCAGCGCUUCGAAUGCCCCCUCUGCUCUCCUGCUGCUUGGGCCCCCAAUCUUUACCUCCGCAACUUCGCGCACUACAGAACUUUCCACUGGCGCCGCAGAAGGACCACUCAGAGGAAGCAGACGACGGCAGCAGCAGCAGGCACCUCGGAAGCUGAGUCAGCAGCAGCAGCUUUAGACGCACCCAAACCUGGCCCUCCAGAGCCAGAGGCCCCUGCUGUAGCAGCAGCAGCUUCGCAGCCCUCCUCCCCCACUGCAGCCGCACCAGCAGCAGCAGCAGCAGCAGCAGCAGCAGCAGCAGCAGCAAAUGGUGCCACGGCUGGAGAAGGCCGUGCAUCCCGGCAGCGUCGGUGCGCCUCAAGCGGGCCUUCCCCGUGCGGAGUCGCUGCUUCUGCUGCUGCUGCUGCUGCUGCGUCUCCCGCUGCAGCAGCCGCCGCCCCCUCCCCCGCAGCAGCAGCAGCAGCAGCAGCAGCAGCAGCAGCAGCAGCAGCGGGGCGCCCCGCCCGCCGCCCGCCGCCGCCCUGCCACUACCACUGCGGGCUCUGCGCCUACACCCACUCCUCUUUUGCUGCUCUCCGGCUGCAUGUUGCUGCAGCACAUUCCAACUCUGCUGCAGCAAACCCCAAACUAGCAGCAGCAGCAGCAAGGCACCAAAUCCGUACCCCCUCUUUCGACCCUGCCGGCGACUACUGGCUCGAGCUCGGCGCCUCCACUCAGCAGCCCCCCCCGCAAGACAGGGGGCCCCCGGGGGCCCCCAGGGGGCCCCCCGAGGGGGGCCCCCAGGGGGGCCCCCAGGGGGCCCCGGGGGCCCCGGGGCUACAGGGGCCCCCGGGGCUGCAGGGGCCCCCGGGGCUACAGGGGCCCCCGGGGCUACAGGGGCCCCCGGGAAUAGAGGGGCCCCCUGGGAUAGAGGGGCCCCCGGGGCUAGAGGGGCCCCCUGGGGAUGGGGGGGCCCCCCCGGGCGCGGUAAACCCUGUGUCAGGGGGGCCCCCCACGACGGGGGGCCCCCGAAAUUCACAUCAGGAGGGGGGCCCCCCAACAGCACAAGUGGCAGCAGGGACUGCAGCAGACACAGACGCAGCGGACGGCGACAGAGAGCCCUUCGAGCAGCAGCAGCAGCAGCAGCAGCAGCAGCAGCAGCAGCAGCAGCAGUGCCCAGGGGCCCCUCCGGGGGUUUGCUUGGGGGCCCCACCCAGGCAGCCAGCAGCAGGGGGCCCCCCCUUCAGCAAACCCUUUUCAGUUCAACAAGGCCCAGAAGGGACAGCAGCAGGGGCCCCGGGGGCCCCUGCAGCAGCAAAGGACUGCAGCAAGACAGGUGGCCCCACAGCAGGUCUUGGGGGGCCCCCAGCAGCUGCUGGGGGGCCCCCCAGUUCCUGGGGGCCCCCAAGUGCAGCAAAGCCUUGCAGCAGAUUAGCCCCCUUGAAAAGCUGCUUGAGCGUGGGCACGCGAGGGUUGCCUGCUGCUGCAGCAGCAGCAGCAGGCGGCGAGCAGCAGCAGCAAAUAGGGGAGCAGCAGCGGCAGCAGCAGCAGCAGCAGCAAAGGCGGCGCGUUGCUUUUGGGUCGCAUGUUAGAGUGAGACUGGUGGACAAGGAGCUGUCAACGAUGGAGCAGCUUGGCGCUUUGCUGGGGCCCACGUUUGGGGGCGGCUCGCCCAGAUGUGCUGCAGCAGCAGGAGCUGCAGCAGGCAAUGCAGCAGGCAAUGCAGCAGCAGGUGCUGCAGCAGCAGGUGCCGGAGCAGCAGGUGCUGCAGCAGCACCUAAAGUGGUGUGCACUGUGGGGCCCCCAGGGGGCCCCACAGCCUUACUGCCGCCUCCUAAAGCACCGGCUUCAGCAGCAGCAGCAGCAGCAGAUCAAGCAGCAGACACAGCAGCAGCAGCAGCGCCGGUGCAACGCGAGGACACAAUAGCAGCACUAGCAGCAGCGGCAGAGCCACAAGUGCCUGCAGCAGCAGCAGCAGCAACCGCAGCAGCAGCGGCGCCACCGCCGCACCUGCCCUUGGCAUCUGGAGCAGCAAGGAAAGGAGAACUCGAAGCAGCACCAACACCAGAAGCAGCAGCAGCAGCAGCAGCAGCAGCAGCAGCAGUAAAAACAGUGGCAGCAGCAGCAGCAGGAACUGACAACGGCGCUUCUGCGUGCAGACCUCAAAAAAGCUGCAGCAGAUCGGGGGAGGCCCCAGGGGCCCCCGGGGCCCCAAGGGGGCCCCCAGGGGCCCCAGGGGGGCCCCCAGGGGGGCCCCCAGGGGGGCCCCCAGGGGGGCCCCCAGGGGGGCCCCCAGGGGGGCCCCCUGGGUUAGGGGCCCCUGCUGCAGCAGAGGUUGGGGGGGGGGCCCCCCGGGGGCGCCCGCGGAAGAAGCGGAAGCAAAAUGGAGAAGCUGCAAAGACAGAUGAAAUAAUAAAAGUGGAAAUAAAUAACUGCGAAGGUUUGGCUGCGAGCAGCAGCAGCGGGAGCAGCAGCAGCAGCAGCAGCAGCAGCAGCAGCGGAAGUGUGGGUGACUCGCGGGAAGAAGAGGACAGAGGGCAGCAGCAGUAG